CCUGUGAAGGAUUCAAGAUUUAAUAUUGUGGGUAUAAAAAUAUGGUUUCUUGAGAAUACCCAACACAAAAUCUAUCAAUGGAUUCUUUUACUGUCAAGCUGGAUGUAGCUGCAACAUGGCGUGUUUUGUUUCUCUUAGCUUUUAUCUUCUUCUCGACCAAGUCUAUGGGAACACAGUCAGGUGCUGAAAAGGGGAUAUUGCCUAAUGCAGGUGAUUCUGAAACAAGAUUAGGUGGAAGAAUUGUGGGCCAUUCAGUAAAUGCGUUGGCAUUUGAGGGUGGAAAGAGUGUUGUGCAAGUAAGAAAACUUAGAAGAAGCCCUCUAGUCCCACCUUCUCCUAAGCCGAAUGGGCCUGUGUCUUAUUUUCGCCCAAUUCCCCCUCCACCACCACAAUUAAGAGUAUGAAGGAGGUCAGGGAUGACAUGAUGGCAUUAUCGUGUAAAAAUCAAGGGCAGCAAUCAUGCUUCUAGCAGCAGAGAGAGAGAUUGGUCAGCGUGUGUGAUAUAUUUAUUAAAAAUAUGCAACAUAAUAAUAUCUGAAGAGUUGUUUUUAUGACCUAUUAUAUU
Molecule: messenger RNA, 565 nt
Organism: Cryptomeria japonica (Japanese cedar)
Lineage: Eukaryota; Viridiplantae; Streptophyta; Pinopsida; Cupressales; Cupressaceae
Exons: 2
Coding region: 78-404 (108 amino acids)
Source: RefSeq, a predicted model, not a curated record